Cherax quadricarinatus is the source of this 921-nucleotide messenger RNA. The record is from RefSeq and is a predicted model, not a curated record. Lineage: Eukaryota; Metazoa; Arthropoda; Malacostraca; Decapoda; Parastacidae.
AGACUUGUAAUUUGAUCUUUCUCGUGCCUGCAGGGAAGGAGCGAGACUACUUCGUAUCCAUGCAUCAGGAAGUGGGCACGGAGAACAGCGUACCCUGCCUGCGUGUGAACCACUACCCGCCCGUCCUUUCUACACUGCCCGAGGGCACCACUACCCGCUUCAGUGCCCACACUGACUACACCACCUUCACAUUCAUCUUUCAGGAUGACAUGGGUGGCCUUCAGGUUUGUGACCAAGACGGGAAGUGGCUGGAUGCUGGACCCGCCCCAGGCACCAUCCUCAUACUGGCCGGAGACUUUCUCAAGUACUACUCAGACAACAAGGUGGUCGCUGCGGUUCACCAAGUGGUGAUUCCUGCCGAGGAGAUACAACGAAAGUCGCCCCGCACCUCCAUCGCUUACUUCGUCCACGCUGAUGGCCACAUCCCCAUAAGGCCCCGGGAAUCUUCCACUGAAGAGCCUCCCACAGUGCUGGAAUACGCCUGCAGCAGGCUGGCUAGGGCUUACACUCAGAAAUAACGACUUUACGCUUGCAGCAAGCCAUCCCAGUAAUCAUUGUCACUUGAAUCGUACUGUGAAGGUCGUGUUUAUUACCACUUGACCAAUCUCCAUCCUUUACUACCAUCGUCUUACCAGACUGUGGUUUGAGUAGUGUCCAGAAUAAAUGUGUGAAAUUUCUGAUUUAGGAGUUAAUUAUUUUGAGCCCAAAUCAGCAGUCACCUUAUCCAACAUCAUCGAGUCUACUUCCACACCAAGUUUUUUUUUUUUCUAAUAUUCUUUAUGAAUAAAUGCAACAAAUUAUGUUUUCAAAAAUCUGUUUGCAAAAAUAUUUUUUUUAAUUAAUAAUGUUUCUGGUUCCAGUUCAACACUUAGACACUAUAUCUAACCCACCUACAGUGAGACAAUAAAAAAAAAAAUUUAA